Drosophila ficusphila is the source of this 304-nucleotide messenger RNA. RefSeq names its product immune-induced peptide 18 (gene IM18). The coding region runs from base 56 to 262 and encodes 68 amino acids. NCBI's taxonomy places the organism in Eukaryota, Metazoa, Arthropoda, Insecta, Diptera, Drosophilidae. The transcript has a single exon. The record is from RefSeq and is a predicted model, not a curated record.
AAAAGCACCCACUUAGUUAAAGAUAGGCAUUCAAAAACAUUUAAGAUUUUCAACAAUGAAGCUGUUCGCUCUGUGCUGCCUGCUCAUUCUGGGCCUUUUGAGCUGCCUUCCCACUCCCGGUGAGGCAUCGCCAUCUCGUCACACUGGACCAGGAUCUGGACCCCGAAAUAAUGGAAGCCCCUUCAGCUCUCCGCAAGCACCUCCUCGACCAAUUAUCUACGAUUCUCCAGUGGGUCCCAGACCAAAAACCAUGUACGCUUAGGAACAAACAAUGUUACAAUAAACGAUUUUGAAUUUGCAGAAA